Molecule: messenger RNA, 1505 nt
Organism: Anoplophora glabripennis (Asian longhorned beetle)
Lineage: Eukaryota; Metazoa; Arthropoda; Insecta; Coleoptera; Cerambycidae
Gene: Bsg
Product: basigin
Exons: 7
Coding region: 208-1050 (280 amino acids)
Biological process (GO): synapse organization
Cellular component (GO): neuron projection membrane
Source: RefSeq, a predicted model, not a curated record
CACGACUGUCGGAGAUUACGUAAACUACCAGCUCGUGACUGUCUUUGGCUGAUUAUCGCCAUUCGCCAUUUUAUAUUGUCGUUUUUCAGUGAAUUAAAUGCUAAGCCGACAAAGAUAGUGUGCGUGUUGUGUGUGUCCCGUGUCAUACCCACCUCGUUGUUAAUGUUAUAGUACAGAAUAUAAGCCAAAAAAAAAACAAUUUAUAAAAUGAAAAAUUUAGUGUUGUGUAUUACCUUAAAUUUUAUAUUUUUUAUCAACAUCGUUUAUUCGGUUGAAGUUGUACCACAUCAGCCGCAGGUACAUGUUCAGGAAAAGUCAAAAUUCAAUUUAACGUGUAAUGUGUCGAACAUUGGUAACCAGCAAGUGAGGGUUGAAUGGUCUAAAGAUUCAAAAAAAGUUUCCGACAUAAGUGGCUUGAAGAAUAGGGCUGUUCCAACAAACAGUACCGAACAAUAUGUCUUGAGUGUAGAUAAAAGCACUGGCAGUGAUAGUGGAAAUUAUAGUUGUAUAAUAUAUCAAGGAACUGAAGAAAAGGCUAGAGCUAAUUUCACAGUUGUAGUUACAGAAGCCCUGGCCGUUAGAGUUCCAUCAGAUGUAAAUGUAGUUGAAGAAGAAAGGUUAAGAAUAGAAUGUGAAGUCAAAGGAGAUCCAGUGUUGUACUGGAAGUAUAAAAAUGAAUCCUAUUCUGUAUCCGGAAGUAAUGUAAUAUUAGAAAACUACACACAUGAAGGCAAGGUUAUAAGGAAUGGAGUUUUUAUUAUCGAGAAAAUUAGUGACAAUGACAAGGGAGAGGUAACUUGUAUUGGAGAAGACAUCGCCACUGGUCAGUCCGUUCAAGAUACGUGUAGGGUGAGAGUAAAAGGUAAAUAUGCCGCCCUUUGGCCUUUCCUUGGAAUUUGUGCUGAAGUAAUAGUCCUAUGUGCCAUUAUUGUUAUUUAUGAGAAGAAACGCAAUAAAACGGAACUUGAAGAAAGUGAUACUGACCAAAGUCCAGACCAAAAGAACACACCCGAUCACGGAAAAGAGGCAAACUUAAGGCACAGGCAGUGAAUAUGACUUUGUUAAAAAUAAAAACAGUACAUAAAAAUUCAUCAGAUAUAAUUAGAAUCUUAACAGUUUAAUUCGUCAUGUGUAGUCGAGACUAUUUGACUCAGCAACUGUCCGAGGAUGUUUGAUCUAUUAUACAAGUUAUCGGUUAGGUUAGAUUUAAAUUGUUAUGAAGCCUUCCCACUCGGACUUGAUUUGCCUUAGAUAACAGCCUAUCGUAUUGUAAGUUAAACACAUAUUUUUCGUAUUCCCAACUCUUUUUUUAUUUUUGCGGUUUUUUAGGACUUAAAUCUGUAGAUAUGUAAAAUUAUUGUUAUGCAAUUAAAUCGGCUGGUAUUUAACGUAAACCAUUGUCAUACCAUUGUAAAUAAAUAAAAUUAAGAAAAAUGUAUACACUCCUGUUUAUAUAAUUGUAUUGUUAUAAAUUGUGUUUAUAUAUGUGGACUGUUUUUAUUUUA